GGCAUCCAAAUUGCUGAGAACCCGCGUUCUCCUGCUAGGGACGACCCAAGUGUUCUCGAGAUGCUGGCCAUGGCCUCCUGCACUAUCGGGUUUCGAGACGAGGCCGCUCAACUCAAGAUUACCUUGGAGAACUCUGAGGCUAUCCGAGAGGACACCAUCAAGCGUGCCGAUGAGCUUGAGAAGAAGCUCGAAGCCGCUGAAAAGGCACUCGAAGAGGCCCGGACCAAGGCCACAUCCGAGGAGAAAAGGUGGGAAGAGGAGAAGUCGAAGAUGGCAACCCACGAAGCAGACAUCCGCCAACGACUAGAUACUCUACACUACGGCAGAAGCUGGCUUUGCCGUGCGGCCAUUUUGCACGGCAAAGGACUAAUUUGCACGGCAAAGAUUAGAUGGCAACGUUUGUCCCAGCAAAUGAUCUUUGCCGUGCGUUUUGGCAAGUAUGCAUGGCAAAGAAUCUUGCCGUGCGGGCGUUCUUUGCCGUGCGCCCGUCGACUUUGCCGUGAGGCACUUCGUUGCCGUGCGCCGGACGUUCUUUGCCGUGUUAACUGGACGCACGGCGAAGAGGUUUAG
This is a messenger RNA of Lolium perenne, 570 nucleotides long. The record is from RefSeq and is a predicted model, not a curated record. Lineage: Eukaryota; Viridiplantae; Streptophyta; Magnoliopsida; Poales; Poaceae.